This is a messenger RNA of Cornus florida, 2769 nucleotides long. Its product is annotated as oligopeptide transporter 7-like. The record is from RefSeq and is a predicted model, not a curated record. Gene Ontology annotation, molecular function: oligopeptide transmembrane transporter activity. Gene Ontology annotation, biological process: transmembrane transport. The transcript has 7 exons. The coding region runs from base 415 to 2685 and encodes 756 amino acids. NCBI's taxonomy places the organism in Eukaryota, Viridiplantae, Streptophyta, Magnoliopsida, Cornales, Cornaceae.
UAUAGGACCACCAAUUUAACUACAAAAAUCAAUUUUCAUUCAUAUUUGUGAAAUUUGAACAUUAAAUGAUGUCCUCCUUCAAAUUCAGAUGCAACUUAUUAGGAGUUUGGAUGAAGAAAUUUAAAGUUCUUGGGACAUUCGAAAUGAGAUAGAUAGCAAAUUUUCUUGUUUGGAUAAAGAUUUUCAUAUCUAAAUAUUUCUAAACACAGUUAAGAAUGUUCCUAAACAGAAAUUUAGUGUAAUUAACGAAAUAAAAAUGAAGCAAUCAGAUAUAACUUUUUCUCUUGGUUUAUAGGAAAAAGAAAUGGAAAAUGGGGUAAUUUUGUAACUCCCUAUUAUCAAUAAUUGUGUGAUUUUUAUUUUAUAUGUAAGAGAAGAUUGUAAAAAUAUUUAGGUAGAGAUUAGAUUGAGACCAUGGAAGAACCUGAGAUCACCACCCCUCUCAUACCAAAGGAUGAGAAGAUUGAAGAUGUUAGCCUCCCUUCGUCCUCACGAUCCGAUGAUCACCAGGUCAAACAAUUGCUGCAUCAUGAAGCAACAGAGGAAAACUCAACGGUCAGACAGGUGGCUCUGACGGUGGCGACCACCGACGACCCCACCCUCCCGGUCCUCACGUUCCGGAUGUGGGUUCUGGGAGUGUUGUCUUGCAUAAUUUUAUCUUUCUUGAACCAGUUCUUCUGGUACCGCACGGAGCCUCUGGCCGUCUCCGCCAUCUCGGCCCAGAUCGCGGUGGUCCCUCUGGGGAAAUUGAUGGCGGCGAAGCUGAGCCGGCGCGUGUUCUUGAAGGGUACGCGGUGGGCGUUCACGUUGAAUCCUGGACCGUUCAAUGUGAAGGAGCAUGUGCUCAUCACUAUAUUUGCAAACUCGGGUGCGGGAACUGUAUAUGCCAUUCACGUGGUUUCGGUGGUUAAGGUGUUCUAUAAAAGGCACAUCACUUUUUUUGUUUCGUUUUUAGUGGUUGUAACAACUCAGGUGUUAGGGUUUGGAUGGGCUGGAAUAUUCAGAAGGUACUUGGUGGAGCCGGCAUCUAUGUGGUGGCCGGCAAAUCUCGUCCAAGUUUCAUUAUUCAGGGCUCUGCACGAGAAAGAAGAACGGCCCAAAGGCGGGGUGACACGUACCCAAUUCUUCCUCAUUGCCUUCAUGUGCAGCUUUGCUUACUAUGUCUUUCCUGGCUACUUAUUUGAAAUGUUGACCUCUUUCUCUUGGAUCUGUUGGAUCUUCCCCCAAUCUGUCCUAGCCCAACAGCUUGGCUCUGGUCUAUAUGGGCUUGGAAUUGGUGCUCUUGGCUUUGACUGGUCUACUAUCUCCUCCUACCUUGGAAGCCCACUAGCAAGUCCAUGGUUUGCCACAGCCAAUGUUGCUGCUGGAUUCUUCUUUAUUGUGUAUGUUUUGUCUCCCCUCUCCUACUGGCUCAAUCUCCAUAAAGCAAAAACCUUCCCAAUAUAUUCAAAUGACCUCUUCACGUCGACGGGUCAAAUUUACAAUAUUUCAACCAUCAUUGACUCCAAUUUCCACCUUGAUGUCGCAGCAUAUGAGCGAGAAGGACCUCUAUACCUCAGUACAUUUUUUGCCAUUACUUAUGGCGUUGGCUUCGCAACACUAUCUGCCACAAUUGUACAUGUGCUACUAUUUCAUGGAAGAGAAAUAUGGGAGCAGAGCAAAUCAAGUUUUCAAGAGAAGACAAUGGACAUACACACAAAACUCAUGAGUAAGUACAGGCAGGUUCCUGAGUGGUGGUUUUGGUGCAUCCUUGUGGGAAACAUUGCAUUAACUGUCUUUGCCUGUGAGUACUACAAUGAGCAGCUUCAGUUGCCUUGGUGGGGUGUUAUAUUAGCAUGUGUGAUUGCCUUUUUAUUCACUCUUCCUAUUGGAAUUAUCGUUGCCAUCACUAAUCAGCAACCAAGCUUGAACAUCAUCACAGAGUAUAUAAUUGGGUAUAUCUAUCCAGGCUAUCCUGUGGCUAACAUGUGCUUCAAGGUGUACGGCUGCAUAAGUACGACUCAGGCUAUCACCUUCCUGCAAGACUUCAAGCUUGGGCACUACAUGAAAAUUCCACCUAGAACAAUGUUCAUGGCACAAGUAGUGGGAACGGUUAUAGCUUGUAUCGUGUACUUGAGCACGGCGUGGUGGUUAAUGGAAAUGAUCCCUGACAUAUGCGAAUCAACAUCCUCUAUAUGGACUUGCCCUCAAGAUGCUAUCUUCUAUGAUGCAUCUGUGAUCUGGGGUUUGAUUGGGACUCGUAGAAUUUUUGGAAAUGAUGGCACUUACGGGGCAGUCAACUGGUUCUUCCUUGCAGGAGCAAUUGCUCCUCUUCUCGUGUGGUUGGCUCACAAGGCAUUUCCUAAUCGAGAGUGGAUUGGACUCAUCAACAUCCCGGUCCUGAUAGGGGCCACAUCGUAUAUGCCACCUGCUACUGCAGUUAACUACACUACUUGGAUAGUUGUUGGCUUCUUGUCUGGCUUUGUUGUAUAUAGAUACAGACCAGACUUAUGGAGGCGUUACAAUUAUGUUCUUUCUGGUGGACUGGAUGCUGGUCUGGCUUUUAUGGGUGUGCUAUUGUAUUUGUGCUUGGGCUUACAGGGAAUCAGUGUUGAUUGGUGGGGAAAUGACCUCGAUGGCUGUCAAUACGCAACCUGUCCGACUGCCAAAGGGGUUGUGGUUGAGGGUUGUCCAGUAGUCUACUGAUUGUAGAUUAUGAAGAAACAAAAUGGUUCUGUAGUUGCAAGUUUUGUGGCCUUAUCUAUGUAAAUACUUUUUAUUCAUGGUUUA